Molecule: messenger RNA, 1440 nt
Organism: Peronospora matthiolae
Lineage: Eukaryota; Oomycota; Peronosporomycetes; Peronosporales; Peronosporaceae
Source: the annotation of a GenBank genome assembly
AUGGCGUCCUUCCCGAUGCCGGAGCAGCAUCUUAAUCCGUUGCAGCAGCGCGCGGCUGCCGCUGCCCAGGCGCUCUUAGGUCCAAGUCGAUCCAUCUCUCAACGAGAGAUCCAGACGAUGUUGGAGAAAAAUGAGGCGGCGCUGAGGAGCUGGAACGCGCUGCAUAAACAACAGCCUGAUAAGACAAAGUCUGCAGAGCACAAGGAGUGGGUGAGGAAAUGUGUAACAUAUCGUAAGCAGAUUGGAGCUAGACUCGAGAUACUGGCUUCGCUGGCGGACAAGCAGAUUGCUCUAGAAGAUGAGAAAAGUGCCGGGCAGAAUGCUUCUCCUGCUGUAGCAGCAGCUUCAAGACAAGCUGCUUCCUCUUCGGUAGCAGUUUCAAGAAAAGCAAAGAAGUCGCAGAAAAAACCGGUGUCUUCAGCUGGUCGUGUUGCAGCUUUGCAUGCUCAGGAGCAAUUGACUCCCGUUGCUCCUCGGUCGGUGUAUGCGCCGCGGCAGGCUUCGACGACGCCGACUCCGAUACGCCCUGCAUGCACGCGAUCGACGGCGAUGACGGUGUCGCAUACGGCUGCACCGGCACCGCCGACUAUGUUUCCUGACCCUCCGAUGCCUGUUGGAUUUACGUCAACGAGUCCGGGUAUGUUUUUUUCCUCGGGACAGAUGGAUUCGAUGGAAACGUCGGCUGGCUUUACGUCAGUUACAUCGAUGGCAGCCUCUGGUGUAGCAGCAUCAGCCCUAGGCUACUCGAUGGGCUCCACUGGCCAAACACUUACGCCAAAUGCGUAUAUGACUUCCACAAGUGGACCUCCUAGCUUAUCCGCAGGAUUUACGAACCAGCAAGGCUAUGAAAUGGGCGGAGGUAUGAUGAACCUUCAGCAGCAGUUUAUGUCAAUGCCGAUGCCAAUGAACCUGGCGGGUGGAAAUAUGUACGAUAACAAUAAUUAUGGCAUGCCUACGAUACCAGCACCUACAAACGUAUACAGUGGAGGAAACGGCAGCAAUAGUAAUAGUGAUAGCACCUUUCCAGUGGAUCCAUAUAUUGCUCCACUCGGAUUCGGCUCUGAUGUAAAUUUUGGAUCAUCUGGGUACUCUAUGGGUGGUAUGACGGGCAUGCCCGUGCAGCAACACGAACAUCAGAUGAUGGGGUCCAUGAACGGGACCAAUUUUGGAGCAUCUAUGGUGUCAAACAAUUUCGGAUAUGGAGCAAGUGUUGACAUACCGGCAUCGUCAUCUCAUAGUAUGAUGCCGCAAUCGCUGCCGGCACAUCAAUUCCAGCCUACCCCGCAACAUUUUCCGCAACCAGGCCAACUUCCACAACAGUUACCACCACACACAGGAGGGAACGCUAUGAGCUGGUCUCUAGAUUCUGCGGUGUAUGGUGAGAACAACGUGAACAUUUUCGAAGGGUUGACAGACGACGCGUUCUUUCCAAUGCAAUGA